UGCCAUCCAUAGCUAAACCAACCCCACUUUCUUAUUCUUUCUGUUGAUUUCUCGUUCCUAUAUAUCUUCUUCUUGACUUCUAUCUUGAUGAUCAAUAAUUCAAAGCUGCUAAGGGCUGCCAGCAGCAAUCUUGUUGGCCUUCGAUAAUGGAUGAACCAGUGGCUUCCAAUUCUUGUGAUGAUACUAAAACUGGUACAACUUGUCCUAGAGGUCACUGGAGACCUGCUGAGGAUGAUAAACUCAGGCAACUUGUUGAACAAUAUGGUGCACAGAACUGGAAUUCUAUUGCUGAGAAGCUCCAAGGAAGAUCAGGGAAGAGUUGCAGAUUGAGGUGGUUUAAUCAACUCGACCCUAGAAUCAACAGGAAACCAUUUACAGAAGAAGAAGAGGAGAGACUACUGGCGGCUCAUCGUAUUCAUGGAAACAAGUGGGCUCUAAUAGCCAGACUAUUUCCAGGUCGAACUGACAAUGCUGUGAAGAACCACUGGCAUGUAAUAAUGGCAAGAAAACAAAGGGAACGAUCCAAACUAAGUGGAAAGAGAAGUUAUCAAGAAGGCCUCAGUGAUUCCAGCUCCACCCCUGAUGAUCUUCAUCCAAGAAAAUCAAGAUCUCAAGACCUAUUUAGCUCAAGAAUUGGAUUUGAAAACGGCACUAGAGUGUUAAAUUUUCGAAACCUCAGUGCAGACAGGAUAUUCUCAGUCGUCUCUUCUUCACCUUCAUGGACUUUUGCCCCAGCAGCCAUAACAGUUUCCAACACUUCACCUUCAGCAGUUGAACAUUUAUCAUCAAGAAAAGAAGGAAGAGAUUGCUUCAAUAAUUCUAGUUUCUACACCACCGAGAGCUUCAAUAUUUCAGAUCACACAUCUAUUUACAGAUGCUAUCCAAAAUCUUCCAUGCACAGGAGUUCAACUGUGUUUGGGCUUCCAAAUUACAGAAGGGUUGUUCCAAGUCCUUUUGGGUACUUAAAACUCGAAGAUGAACAUGAAAACAAUAUUGGCAUGAUCAAGAACGAGCAGGUGAAUUUUUGGGAUAAUUCAUCCAUGUUCAAGAAUAAUAUGAAAGUGAGUAAGCAAGCAGAACAAGGAGAUCAAGAAUCUAUCAGACACGAGGAGGUUCAAUUCAUAGAUUUUCUUGGUGUGGGUAUAUCUUCUUGAUCACCAAAGAAAAAAGCUUUUUUUGUUUUUUUUUUCCUUUUUCUAUUUAUAAUUAUAUAUAUAUUUGUCAUAUAAAUGGUAGUUUUAGCUUCACUCUUUGAUCAUCUUGUGAAAAUUGUUCAAGGCAUGCAAAUGAAGUAGCAGUAGUUCAGCUGUCA
Manihot esculenta (cassava) is the source of this 1312-nucleotide messenger RNA. RefSeq names its product transcription factor MYB64. NCBI's taxonomy places the organism in Eukaryota, Viridiplantae, Streptophyta, Magnoliopsida, Malpighiales, Euphorbiaceae. Bases 147 to 1154 code for a protein of 335 amino acids. Gene Ontology annotation, cellular component: nucleus. The transcript has 2 exons. The record is from RefSeq and is a predicted model, not a curated record. Gene Ontology annotation, biological process: regulation of DNA-templated transcription. Gene Ontology annotation, molecular function: DNA-binding transcription factor activity, RNA polymerase II-specific; RNA polymerase II cis-regulatory region sequence-specific DNA binding.